CCCCCCCCCUUCUCCUCUCCUCUUCCCCCUUCUCCGAAAAAAGAGGCUGGGCCAAUUGAUAGUGGGGACAAGAAUCGUGUACCCAGCCUCCCCUAUGUACAUACAAUACGAACGUUCUAGCUGUCAUAAAUCUGUCAAUUUUCAAUUGAAUCGACACCGCUUCUAACAUUUUCCAAUUCCGAUUUCAGAUUUCUUUGUUCGUUUCGGUUUUUUUUUCUCUCGCACUUGCGAUAGCCACCACCAAACUAUUCCGUACAAGCCUCGUAUUUGCGCUACCAAGUGCGUACAUAACAUUACAUACCGUACAUACACAUACACAUACAUACCGCCACGAUUCAUGGAAUGAAAGGAAAUGAGUAGUAGUACAUCCCGUCACCGUACCACUAUGAAUUCACCCUCCUCUAGGCCUCGUCCACGCCAGGCCCAACAACCACGUGACUACGAAGACGCAGCAGCAGCGGCGGCGUACCACAACAGCGGGAAAGCCCCGCGCUUCGAUAGUCACGACGACUUUUACGAUUUCCUCGACAGCAAUCGAGGAGGUCCUAUGUCCGGCCUAGGUGCCAAUCCAGCCCCUAGCGCAAAUCACGGUGCUGCGAUGCAAGGCCAACCCUCACAAAUACCCACACAACAGCAGCAACAACAGCAGCAACAGCAACGCUUUAGUCAGGGCAGCCAACCUAGUAACAGCCCAUCGCAGCAGAGUAGACCGCCGUUGACAAAUUCAUUUCCCCCACAAGGAGGAAACACACCGAAUCAAUCGCGGCCUCCGUCAUAUUCAGGCAGUAGCCGUUCCGAGGAGAUGCUCGUAGCAGACCGUACCAGCGGCGACAGUAGAAUCCAGCGCCAGAAUGGCCGCCGCACCGGACCGGGCAAGCCUGUGGCAGGACCACGACCGCCAAGCAGCUCUGGCGGAUCGUCUCCACCACGGAAUUCAGCAGGAUACCCGUCCAACCAUCCGCAGAUCCAGCAAGCCCAGGCCCAGGCCAAAGCAGCAGCAGCAGCAGCCUCAGCAUCCGACCCCAGCCUAGCAGUCCCCAAUGCCAACCUCGGCGCAUCCAUCCAGCGGCUCAAGAGCCCUAGCGUCAUGGAUUGCGUGCUGCAGCCGCUAGACCAGAAGGUGCACGAGUACGCCGAAGUGAUGCACCGCGAACAGGACGAGAUGGACCGCCUAGACGCCGAGAUCCGGGCGCUACAGGAGCGACGCGCCGACGCCGAGACGCGGUUCCUCGAGGCCAAGAGCAAGCACGACGACUACCGACGGCAGUAUCUAGACGUCGAGCGUGCUAUGCGCGGCGAGCCGCUACCCCCUCCCACACCGCGGGAGCUGCCUCAACCGCACCAGGUGCCUCUAGCGCGACAACACACGCGGCCCAUGAGUUUCCAAGACGAUGACGACGACGACGACGACGAGUUUGCGCCUCCGCCGUCGUCCCAUCGUCGCAUUAACUCCCAGCAGUCAUUUGGGCGGACCUCGCAGAAGAUGAAGGGAGGUCGUUUCCGGUUCAGUUUGUUCGGAGACAAAUGAGCCGAGAGAGUGUCUGAUUUGAAAUUUAAUGCUUGAAAGAUAUUAAAAUGGAAAGGGAUGAUUAGUGUAAUAAAGAUGGAUGGACAUAGGUAAUGAUUUAUGCUAACAUCUUCCACUUCAUCGAUGUAAUAUGAUGGGAUAAUGGUAACGAUAAUUAGAGUAUGUGGACGGGCGUCAUGGAAAAUAAAUUUAAACCUUUCAGGCCCUUGACAGCUGAGACCCCCUCUAUGCUACACCUCGAAGGGAAGUGUGAUUGGAUUCGGAACAAAAGAUUGGGGAAUAGGGAGACUAUCAAAUAAUAUAUUUUACCUAUUACUCGGGAACAUCACACAUGCUUUG
Daldinia decipiens is the source of this 1867-nucleotide messenger RNA. RefSeq lists its product as uncharacterized. The record is from RefSeq and is a predicted model, not a curated record. NCBI's taxonomy places the organism in Eukaryota, Fungi, Ascomycota, Sordariomycetes, Xylariales, Hypoxylaceae. The transcript has a single exon. The coding region runs from base 353 to 1528 and encodes 391 amino acids.